This is a messenger RNA of Postia placenta MAD-698-R-SB12, 1575 nucleotides long. RefSeq lists its product as hypothetical. Gene Ontology annotation, cellular component: eukaryotic translation initiation factor 2 complex; cytosol. The record is from RefSeq and is a predicted model, not a curated record. The transcript is spliced from 7 exons. Lineage: Eukaryota; Fungi; Basidiomycota; Agaricomycetes; Polyporales; Adustoporiaceae. Gene Ontology annotation, molecular function: tRNA binding; GTPase activity; GTP binding. The coding region runs from base 57 to 1487 and encodes 476 amino acids. Gene Ontology annotation, biological process: positive regulation of translational fidelity; formation of translation preinitiation complex.
CAAUCCUUGCCAUAUCGCCUGCUAUUUUGCCCGAGUCGCGUAUUUCGUUCAAAAUAAUGCCUGGCGAAGAGAACCUCCAAAAACAUAUCGAUGGCUCAGACAGUGAGGGCGAGGAGAGCGACGUCGAGGAGACAUUCGCUCAAAUCGACAUCGAUCCGUCUAAACUAACACCACUUUCGCCCGAGGUUAUCUCCAAGCAGGCUACUAUUAACCUGGGAACCAUCGGACAUGUCGCACACGGAAAAUCAACAGUCGUGAAAGCGAUCUCGGGGGUAAUGACUGUGCGAUUCAAGAAUGAGUUAGUGCGGAAUAUCACGAUCAAGCUGGGUUACGCAAACGCAAAAAUUUACAAGUGCGAAAACGAAGCAUGUCCGCGACCAGGCUGCUACCGCUCAUAUCGCUCAGAUAAAGAAGACAACCCCCCGUGUGAACGCCCAGGAUGCGGCCACCGAAUGAAGCUCAUUCGCCAUGUCUCCUUCGUCGACUGUCCCGGUCACGACAUUCUGAUGGCUACCAUGCUUAACGGUGCCGCCGUCAUGGAUGCCGCAUUACUACUCAUUGCAGGCAACGAGACGUGCCCUCAGCCACAAACAUCAGAGCAUUUAGCUGCCGUCGAAAUCAUGAAGCUCGAGAACAUCAUCAUCCUGCAGAACAAAGUCGAUUUGAUCAAGGAAGCCCAAGCGCUAGAGCACCAGAAGAGCAUCUCCGCAUUCGUUAAAGGCACCGUCGCCGAGUCCUCACCCAUCGUUCCCAUCUCCGCGCAGCUCAAGUACAACAUCGACGCAGUUAACGAGUACAUCGUCAAGCGGAUACCCAUUCCUGUGCGCGACUUUACCACGGAACCUAGACUCAUCGUCAUUCGGUCCUUCGAUGUCAACAAGCCUGGUGCGGAAGUCGACGAGCUCAAGGGCGGUGUUGCGGGUGGAUCCAUCCUUACUGGCGUUCUGCGCCUCGGACAGGAGGUCGAGAUCCGCCCCGGCAUUGUCACGAAGGACGAGCAGGGACGCAACAAGUGCAAGCCGAUCUUCAGCCGCAUUGUCUCGUUGCACGCCGAGAGCAAUCACCUCCAAUUUGCUGUGCCCGGUGGGCUCAUUGGUGUUGGUACUCGUAUCGACCCCACCCUGUGCCGUGCGGAUCGUCUUGUUGGACAGGUGCUCGGCGCCGUCGGAAAGCUGCCCAAGAUCUACAGCGAGCUGGAGAUCAGUCUGUUCCUUCUGCGUCGAUUACUCGGUGUCAAGACAGAGGACAAGAAGCAGACAAAGGUGUCGAAGCUUGUGAAGAACGAGCUCCUGCUCAUCAACAUCGGCUCGACGUCUACGGGAGGACGUGUGCUCAGCGUCAAGGCCGACCUCGCCAAGAUUCAGCUGACGUCGCCCGCGUGCACAGAGGUCGGAGAAAAAGUCGCACUAUCACGUCGUAUAGAGAAGCACUGGCGGCUCGUCGGUUGGGGAAGUGUGCAGCGUGGAACCGUCCUGGAAGUCGAUUGAGCGCUAUGUGUAGUGAUGUGCAUUUGUUAUCUGUAUCGUUAGAGUGUAUCUCUACGUUGGCUGCUUUGACGACCGUCCUGACGAGUUU